Molecule: messenger RNA, 3820 nt
Organism: Lycium barbarum (goji berry)
Lineage: Eukaryota; Viridiplantae; Streptophyta; Magnoliopsida; Solanales; Solanaceae
Product: pentatricopeptide repeat-containing protein At5g24830-like
Exons: 8
Coding region: 148-1887 (579 amino acids)
Molecular function (GO): protein binding
Source: RefSeq, a predicted model, not a curated record
AUACUUGUAGGUAAAUUUGACUCUUGUAUUUGACCAAAUUGGCCUUUAUUUUUUUUUCUGGUCCAGUUUGUCCUUUAUUUUCAGUUGCACUUUCUCCGUCUCCGUCUCAGGCCACUUUAGAACUGAGUCCGCCGUCAUCCACUCCAAAUGCAGCCCCUAUUACUUGUCUCGGAGGAAUCUCAGUUUCUUCUUCGGUUACUGAACGGUAGUUUUCAAACCCUAGACAUCAUCAAAGACUGCAUUUUUCACGAUUUUGCUGAUUUAUUCUGCUCCAAAGCUAAUUUGGAUGUCAUAUACAUGAGACAAGAUAAUGUAGUGCAAAAUGUGAAUCGGGACGAGCAAGGAUCCAAAGAUUGGUCGUCUAAGGGGAACGAUUCGAAUCAGGAAGGGGAUUCGACAGUGGGUUUCAACAUGUUGGAUUCGAUGUUAAAGCGUAGUUUGGAUCGUCUGAAGAGUAUGAGGGAAAGAAUAUCGUCGACUGAAGCAGGCAUUAGUAACUGCACCGUGGAAAUAAAUUUCAAUAAAGAUGCAUAUGUUGUUAGAGCUAUGUGUCUAGAUGGUAAACUGGGAGCAGCUUUAUCACUUUGGUGGAACAUGAUACAGAAUAGUAUUGUUCCUGAUGUUAUCACACACAAUUAUCUCAUCAAUGGACUGUGCAAAAAGGGUGAGUUGGAGAAGGCAGAAUGGGUUGUUAGAGGUAUGUUAUAUAGGGGUCCUUCUCCCACCUGUGCUGCGUACAACUCUUUAAUAAGGGGUUAUUGCGUGAUGAAUGACGUUGAUAAAGCUCUAAACACCUUUUCUACUAUGGCCAACCAUGGAAUUUUACCAAACAGAGUAACUUGUAACAUCCUUGUUCAUGCGCUUUGUAAGAAGGGGUUGUUGGAGGAGGCGAAAAAUCUUUUCCAUAAAUUAUUAAGCAAAAAUCAUGAAGGGGGGAGCUCAGACUUAAUUACAUCAACCAUAAUGAUGGAUGGCUGCUUUAAAAAUGGAGAUACUGAUCAAGCUCUUGCUUUUUGGGAGAGGAUGUUAAAAGAGUGUACCCAAGUUGAUAAAGUUUCUUAUAAUGUUGUUAUCCAUGGAUUCUGUUUGAGCCAUGACGUGGGCACUGCAUAUAAGUAUUGUUGUGAAAUGUUAAAGCUUGGUUUCGUUCCAGAUGUUUUUUCUUACAACACUCUUGUUGGAGAACUCUGCAAACAAGGAAAGACCAAUGAUGCUUGUUAUGUCUACGAUGUUAUGACAAGAAUGGGUGUCAUCCCAGAUCAAAUCACGUACAAAAUUAUAAUACAGAGCCUAUGUAUUAACAAGGAGAUUGAUAGAGCCAAUUGUUUUCUUGAUUACAUUUUAGAGAAUUCCAUUAUACCUGAACCACUUGUUUGGAAUGUUAUAAUUGAUGGUUAUGGCAGAUGUGGAGAUAUACAAAAAGCUUCAUAUAUUAGAGAAAAAAUGGUUGCUUUUGGUGUUAUACCAAACAUAUAUACAUUUAAUGCAUUAAUUUAUGCACAGAUAAAGUCAGGUAAUUUUUCUGCAGCUCAGUCUUUGGAGAAGGAGAUGCUUUUAUAUGGUCUUACACCUGAUUCAGUCACUUACAAUCUGUUGAUUGGUGCUGCUUGUAAUCUUGGACUGCUUCUCUCAGCACUUCAGCUACAUGAUGAAAUGCUGAGAAAAGGUUGUCAGCCAGAUGUAAUUACUUACACGGAACUACUUAAGUUGUUUUGUGUACAAGGUAUGAUGAAAGAGGCAGACAAGCUUUUUGGCAAGUUACUGGCAUCUGGUUUAGCAGUUGAUCAUGUUCCCUUUCUGAUACUCAUGAAAAGAUACUGCAGAAUGAGAGAAUUUAAUAAAGUCUUUGACCUUUACCAAAAGUGGUUAAUGACAAUGCCUAGAUGAGAACAUGUUCCCAAGAAUUAUUGUGAAGUUAAGGGCAACUAUAAAAGUAUUUAUUCCAGAAGAGAAACCUACUUCAGGCUUUUGCGCAUGGUUGGCUUACAGAUUUUAGGUCCCGAAGCGUUGUCCUUGUAGCAGCAGCUGUCUCUGUCUCCUGGAGGGUUUGACAUGGGAGAACUUUCUGAUAACAGUCCACGAUUUUGAAGGCUUAGAUGCUUCAGUUUCACAUGUCGCAAACUUGUUAUCAACUGAACCUGCUACUCGGAAAUUUGCUUUGCCUAGGGAAAAUAUGGAAAUUGGAACCCUUAACUCGUCAACUUAAGCAUGUUACCAGUCUCAAAAAAAAAAAAAAAACUCGUCAACUUAAGGGCUAUUGCACGUCUAAGUGGUUGGCUUGCAAGUUGAAGAUUGUGCAGAUAUUUGUCUGAGUAGCUUUGUAGAGCUUUUGGAUAAUAAACAGAGAGAGGGGGAGAGGGAUGGAGGGAGGGAGAGACAUUAUGGAAAUUGAAGAGCAAAAUUGAAGGACCACACGAGGCUUCAAGAUGGGCCGUAUCUUUGCCAGUUCUACUAUGUCAUGAAAUGUGUAAGUAUUGGAAUUAUUGAUUUCAAACCAUUUUAAUUAUAUAUGGUAUCUAGACCUCCGCCUGUGUGAGCUCAUUUACAUUGCUGGUCCCAAGCCCAGAUAAAGGAGGAGGGUUGUCGACGGUCAAUCGGAAAUUGCCUCUCUACCCUAAGGCUGUGUACAUAUUACCCUCCCCAGACUCCACUUGUGGGAUUACACUGGGGUUUUUGUUGUUGUUGUUGUUGUUGUUAUGGUAUCUGAUCCUUGUUCAUUAUGUUUAGCUCUCAUUCAUGGCAUAACUUGAAUUCUCAAGGGUCUUAACCUCUGUUCUGCAAUACCUAAUCUCGUUUUCACUCAUUCAUACCAAGUAAGAGAUACCAAUAAUGAAGAAAGCUGCAGGUUAGACAAAUAACACUUUCCUUUUCAUGAGCUAAUAUUCAUUGUAUGGACAAUUGCUUAAAUUGCAUCAUAUAGUGUUCUUACUCUAUGAAGGAUAUAAAAACACUCUUAAACUGGAGUUAUUCGUCUUUAUAAAACCAGACUAGUAAAUUGGGCCUAUCCUAUUGAGACCAUUUGUCCUUUGUAUUCCUGGGGUAUUCUACUUAUUUGGAUAACUGGCAUCUCAAGUAGUCCUUGAACUCCUACGAACAAACCUUUGUUGAUGUUGAUCGAAGAAAAAAGGACUCUUGUUGCUUUCAGCUUGUAACACAAAACAAUUGUACAUCAUCUGAACUUUGAAUGUAUAUGCAAUUCUAUAUUUACCAGGUAUUGAUCAUUUAUAGGUGAUGAAGUUGUUCCUUAUAGAUAUGGAGAGAGGUCUACUCAUAUCCUGUGCACAGCUGGAUUUUGGAAUCUUGCAUUAAAAGCCUAUGACGGGCUAGAUCAUUACACAGUGCCACGGGAGAUGCACGAGGUCUGUAAUUGGUUAAGUGCAAGGCUUGGACUUGAGGGUUCCCGAUGAUGAACUCCACAAUGUUCAUCUUCAGAUUAGCCUCGGAAAAGAGCAUAGGAGAAGACGAUAAUGUAGGAGAAGAACACAGUUGCACUAAAAUGUUGAGCCGUAUAAUAUCUUUAUAAAACGAACGGGCAUUUAGUUCUCAUUUGUUACUGUCCCGUCGUCCAGGUCCUCCCCUUGUCCUUCAAAAAGAAGAAUCCUAUUAUGAAGUCAAUAUAUUUUUUUUUUUGCUACCAAGUUUCUAGUUUAGUGGUAAGGUUUGAAGUUGAUUUUUUGGCCAGUGGUAUGGACUUUAAGUCCAAGGAAUCAAUGUACUCUACAUGAAACUGUUGGUUUUGGUACUCGUGAAUCUUUGACAGAACAAAUCAAAUAAUGUAGGUUAUGUAAAGCAUCUAUAUCUUUAUGUCAUUAACAGCAAA